Molecule: messenger RNA, 1394 nt
Organism: Carassius gibelio (silver crucian carp)
Lineage: Eukaryota; Metazoa; Chordata; Actinopteri; Cypriniformes; Cyprinidae
Product: receptor activity-modifying protein 1
Exons: 6
Coding region: 328-780 (150 amino acids)
Biological process (GO): receptor internalization; regulation of G protein-coupled receptor signaling pathway; G protein-coupled receptor signaling pathway
Cellular component (GO): signaling receptor complex; membrane; cell surface
Molecular function (GO): coreceptor activity
Source: RefSeq, a predicted model, not a curated record
CGAGCAGAAGUGAAGCUGGAAGAGCAGACUGAAGGGAGAUCUCUUUUUAUGAUGGUUUUGUGGAGACACAGGCUUCUGUGCGACUCUCUGGUUAUGAGAAGGAAGAGGAUAAUGAUGAUGGUGACGAUGAAGCUCAGGACUGCAUCAAAGGUUUAAGCCAACGGCGAGACUGCAUCAGAAACAACCAACACAGUGUAUUUUCCCACACUAUGGAAGUCAAUGGCUACCGUCCACUGUUUGGUUACCAACAUUCUUCAGAAUAUCUUCUUUUAUGUUCAACAGAAGAAAGAAAUUCAUGCAAGUUUGCAAUAACUUGAGGGUCAAACGAUGCAAGAUUACAGAAUAGUACUUGAAGAGAGACACAAUGUCACGUAUGAGGACAAUGAGAAUUUUCAGAAUCAAGAUUCUCCAAUACACUACAGUUACUGUCAUGAAGAGGUUUUGAAUUAUUAUGGUGGACUGUGCUGGGAGAUUUUCAAUGUCAACAUGAGUGAACUGGGCAAGGACAAUUGGUGUAAUAUGGAGAUGGUGAUAAGAAACUACAACAUGUUAACUGAGUGUGUUGAGAACGUAUGCUAUGCGCUAAAGUGUUUCUACCCUAAUCACGUGAUGGAGGAGCUGUUCGUGAGGAUACACCAGCAGUACUUCAGUUCUUGUAACAAUGAAGAAGAUUUACCCGACGCCCCGGCUGGAGUCGUGCUCAUAUCCACACUGCUGCCUAUCCUCCUCAUACCCUUCAUAGUCUACAUCGUGAUCUGGAAGAGUAGUUUAAGGGACUGAAUGCUUUUGCCUUAUCCCGGAUGAGUUAAAGUGAUACUUCGCUUCAGAAAUUGAAAUCCUGUCAUCAUUUACUCACACUCACGUCUGCCACCUGUAUGACUUUCAUUCUUCUAAAGAAGAUAUUUUGAAGUUGUUGUUUGGAUGUUCUUCAGAAUAGAUUUUUUUUGUGUGUGUUUUGCAGAACAGAGGAUUGAAAUGAGAUGAGGGUGAGUAAAUGAUGACCCAGUUUUUAGUUUUUGAGUGAGUGGUUGCUUUAAAGUAAACUUGGACUAUACAAAGUUCAUGUGGUUCACAAUGAUGUAAUUACUGUAAAUAAAACACGCAGUGGGUGUGUGAAUUUUCAACACACUCAUGAUUGAAUGUAUAACAGAUGCACGAUUUGUGAUCAUGAUAUGAAUAUACUGUGGCUUACUGAAAAUAUCCUGCUAGACUUUUUUCGGGUGUUGUAUGUCAGUUUACAGCUAUUUAUUUUAAGUUUGAAAAUGCUCAGCAACUCACACAAAUGUAAGCCUAAACAUUAAACAAAAUAUCGAAGCCCUAUUUUUAAUGCAUUAUAAGCAUAUUUGUAAUGGCAUGAAUAAUCCCUUAUAAAAACCAUUAUAAUCGUUUCAUCA